UGAAGUUGUUUUUUGUUUAUAAACCGUUGGAAAAAUAUUGAAAAUGUUAGACGUUUAUUUACAAGUGGAAGUGCAAAUGUUUUAUAAGUUUUUGAAUCAAAUUUUCAUUGUUCAGUGUAAUUUUUCAUUCCGACAAUCAGAUGAAUUAGAAUUUAUAAUUUGAUUUAUUACAUAUGGUUUUUAAAAGAUUUCGUAUAUACAAUAUCGAGUGAGCAAUCAAAUAAAGUUUUUUCCCACGCAGUAAUUAUGUUAUAAUUUGGUUCGUUUGGUAAAUAAAAGGUAUAUAUCUAUCCUUCAUUCAUAAAGGCACGAACAUGAAUAUCAUUUGCUCGUCUCGCAAACCGGUUCGAACUAAGGGCAAAACUUUAGUCUAUUUAUUUGAGAAAAAUGUACUUUUAUAUUUAAAUAAAAUAAAUUAUAUUUGGUUGAAAUAAAAUUUUUUCUCUGGGUGUAUUAUUUAAAUAUAGCUUCGGGAGUGUUCGAAUUUCCUUAAAAUCGCGAUCGUUUGUAGGGAAAGUAUUCAAUUCUUCUUUUUUAGUUUAUAUAGGUAUGCCUUUUGAAGUGUUUGUAUUUUUUAUAAUUCGAGUGAGUGCGUGUAGUUUUUGCCAGUAUCAUUAACAAGAGUGAAAACAUUAGACAAAUUCAUUGAGAGCAACAACUUUGAGAUGGAGGACAGGCCACAAACGAGUUUAAGGUGUCUACGUGGCAGCAUUAUCAGCAGUUGGGAAAGAGACGAACGACAUCUGGCCAAACUGUCGAUGUGCACGUUUAGAUGGAAACUGACAUCGCGUCUCAUUUUCAGUCGAUACUGCAGAAACGGUUUUAUUGAAUUUACACGACAGUGGAAAGAGACAGAAAGAGCGAGAGAGAUAGAUAGAUAGAGAGAAAAAUAAUUCACCACUAAAGUCACUAUUCUCGAAAUAGAAACGCUUUCAGUUCAAAAUCGAUUCUCAUUCCAAUGGAUCACUGACACAGCACGAAAGUGCAGAGAUCUGGUUUCAUCGGAAAAUAUAUUUACGUUUUACAAUAAUUGCAAUAUGGAAAGAAAUUUGUUGUUGAUUUAAGAAAGUUUUGUUAAAAAUUGAGAUCGAAUGGGUAUUUGUGAAAAUUUAUGUUCGACUUGGCGACGACAAAUGUAUAUAUACACCAAUGUGGAAAACUGAUCAUAGAAUCUGUGACGGUUUUAAUACUAUGCAAAUGAAGCAGUCGAUUUUGAGACCUUAUUACGAAUGGAUAGCAUUUCUUACAACUUGUGCAUGUUCCAUCGUAUGAAAUUCACAUAUUUUACAGUCGAGAGCAUUUUUCAAAUUUAUAUGUAUUAUAGGUAUUUGAAAUUUAUCCCCAAAUCAUGGAUUGCACAUUUUUCUGAAUAUAUAUACACACGUAUGCUUUUUGUCAAAAAAAAAAGAAAAGAAACUGUUUUGCUUAUCGUGUAUAUAUUUUCGCUCAUUCAAAAGAAGAGUGAUCAAAAAACGAAACCAGUUUCAUGUGAUACCAUUUUUUAUUCACUCAUUGGAAAAGCGAUUUUACAUGCAUAGAUAGUAAAAAAAAGAAUCUUUUACUUUGAGAGGAAAUUAUAACAUGUAUUUCACUUCAAAGGGAAAAUAUAUAUUUCAAAUUGUAUAAUGGAAUUAAUGAAAAAGCAAAACUAGCGUAAAAUGUGAAUGAAUUUUUUUUAAUGCUUAUACUAUAGCAUUCUAUUUCUGAUUUUAUAUGAAUUUUUUUAAACUUUCAAAAGACUAAAUAGAAUUAAACGUAAAAAAAAGAAAAUGUAAUUGAAAGAACAGGAAAUGUCAAAAAUAGAAAGUUUAUUUCAUUAUUUGUCAAAAACUCUUAAUUAUCAAUUAAUAUACGUAUAAGGAAGUAAUUUGUCUCCCCCAUAUAAUUAAAAUUAAUUCGUUAAUAUAGUUUACUAUUUCGAUAAUUUCAUAAAAAAUGAUAGACAUCAGUUACCAUUAGACUCAAAAUAAUUCAAGAGGAAUUGUUAGACAAUUUUUGUCAGUCAAAGAAGUUGCUUGUGAACAAUGAAGUUUAUUAGAAUAUAUUUUUUAUGUUUUACUUUGUGGAUGAAAAUUUUAGCAGUACAUUCAACAAUCAGUCUAGAAAAACCUCCUGUAACAAAUUACUUUGAUGGACUUGUAAAUUAUUUGAAAAAUAAACCUAAAUUGCAUCAAGUUGUGUUUAUUCUUGACGAUAAAUUUAACAAUGCGGACUCAAUGAUGAAUUCUCUGAUAAAAACUGUCGAUACACACUUUCCGUCAUUCACCCUCAACUAUGAUGAAAUUCUAGUUUGGUUUAACAGAGGCUCUACAAACAGCAUCAAAUCGCAUUCAAAUUACAGAAGAACAACAUUGUUUGUUUUUGCAGCAAAUAACGAAAUUAGUAUAGAAUUAAUUAGCAAAUAUCUGGAUAGGAUAAAUUCUAUGACACACUUAUCGCUACCAAGAUGUUUAAUUAUGAAGUCUUUUACUUCGACUCAUAACUACCUAAAUCAUACUUUGUAUUCAUUUUGGCGAAAGAGUUAUUUGGACAUUACAAUUAUGACGUACAAUCGACAAACUCAUAUUGAACCAUUUUUGAGUCAGCUAAAUCCUUUUCUAAACAACUACACUUCUGCGAGAAUAACAUCAAAAAGUCAAUGGUUCCCUAAUAAAGUACAGAAUUUAAAUGGAUACAAAAUGUUUUUUAAUUUUUAUACCAUUUCUGGUACAUUGAAAGAAAGACUGGAGACAAGAAAAAAAAUUACUGAAAUUUUUGAACGAAGCAUGAACUUUAAGCAUACAAUGGAAGCUCCAGAUGUAUGUAAACUUCAUUAUUUAGGAUUUCGUAUACAGAAAUAUACUGAUAAUAAUGUUGAAUCUGCUUAUAAUUCUCGGAAUUUACGUAUUUUAAAAAUUGGCAGCAUUAAAACUGUAAUUCCAAAAACGAAAAAAUUUACAAAAGUUUUAACUUUUUCACCAGAACUUUUAUACAUGAUUUGUGGAACUGUUGGCAUAAUUGUCGUCAUUCGACUCUCAGCAUUCUUGAUGAAAUUCAACAGGACUACAUUGCAAAUUUUGAACAUAAGUCAAAUUAUAAUGGGAAUGCCUUCAAAUCAACAACCAAAUUAUUUAUUAGAGAGAAUUGUAUUCGGUUCUUUAUUAAUUGCGUGUAUUUUUUAUACAGGAUAUUUUUAUUCAGUAAUUUUGGACAUUAGUUUUCAACCGGAAGAGGAAAUUUCAAGUUUAGAUGAAUUGGCUAAUUCGUCUUUGAUACCGUUUAUAAAUGACGGAUUUUGCUUGCGCUUGAAAAAUAGUUCUAUUCCUGUUAUUAAGAAAUUGGGGGAUAUGUGUCUGAAGUCAACAUUUAAAACAGCAUUGAUUAAAAAUUAUUAUUGUUUAGAUUACUUAGUUGAGCAUAAUAAUGUGAGUUGUAUGUAUGCUGAUGCUGAAUAUCAUGUAAAUACGUAUUCAGCUAAAAAAGAAAAGGAGUUAAAUGUUAAAAUUUUGCCAGAAGUUGUUGACUAUUAUACUUUUCAUUGGGUGGUUGCUAACAAUUCACCAUUCACUGAUCGUUAUAAUGAAAUAAUUUUGAGAGCUUCAGAGUUUGGAUUGUUUAAUAAUUUUUAUAUAUCAAAUCUAGUGGCUUACAGAACUCGUUCGUCGGAAAAAAUUAACAAAGAACAAAUUUUUUUUAUAACAUAUUAUGUCUUGGGUUUGGGAUUCUGUAUUUCUCUAAUUAUUUUUCUUAUUGAAAUACUUAUAAAUAAAUUCAAAUUUAGAUUGAGAUAGUAUUAAUGUUAAGAAGUGUCAAGCUCACUUGAGUACAGUUAGUACUACUUGGAUAUUCUGUAGAUGCAAUAUUUAGUUUUAAGCUGUAGAACAAGUUUGUAAAGAGAAAAUUUUACGGUGAAAACAUGUAUAGCUAGUAAGACAUAAGACGAGUUUAUAAAUAAAAAUUAUUAGUUUGUCAAGAGUCUUCAAUAAUUUGUUAUCCUAAUAUUUAAUUAAAUGGGUCAAUAAAAUUGUUUGCUUAUUGACAAACCGCUCAGGCACAAAUUUUAUUAAUGAAAUAAACAUCAGGUAAUACUUAAAUUAAAUUAUUUAGAACUAUAUUUGACAGUAUGCAUAAGGACAGUAUUUUAUGACGCUGAAAAUUACUGGAUUAUGCCCUGAAAAAAUGAUUAUUAUGCGAAAUUAUGCGUUGAAAAAUUAAAAAGUGCGAAUUGAUGUUUUUGAAAGAAAAACGUUAUUAGGACCAAAAUAAAGCUUCUAACAUUAGGUUAAUUAAAA
Messenger RNA from Leptopilina heterotoma, 4271 nucleotides. RefSeq lists its product as uncharacterized. The transcript is spliced from 9 exons. NCBI's taxonomy places the organism in Eukaryota, Metazoa, Arthropoda, Insecta, Hymenoptera, Figitidae. The coding region runs from base 2025 to 3770 and encodes 581 amino acids. The record is from RefSeq and is a predicted model, not a curated record.